Molecule: messenger RNA, 3489 nt
Organism: Carassius auratus (goldfish)
Lineage: Eukaryota; Metazoa; Chordata; Actinopteri; Cypriniformes; Cyprinidae
Product: beta-taxilin-like
Exons: 10
Coding region: 167-3013 (948 amino acids)
Molecular function (GO): syntaxin binding
Source: RefSeq, a predicted model, not a curated record
CAUUGGUGUUCCAGUGGAGGUUAUUUUAAGGGGCUCAUGCUGUCAGCUGUUGUCUUAAGUCCUUUUGGAGCCUCCUCACCUCUCUUUUUCACUCUGAUAAAACUGUGGACUGGCUGGUUCAUUGUCCUCCUUUUCUAUUUGAACCCGAACAGACACGUGUAAGCAUAUGAUGGAGGGCAUUGACCAGACCUCUGAGAACACCAAUGAACAAGUCAAUGACCCUGAGGAGCAGCCAGUGGACCCCAUGGAGGACUUCAGCCGGCAGCUAGAGGAUAUAAUCAACACGUAUGGAGUGGCAUCGAGCCUGAUGCAGGAGCAGAUCUCCAUCCUGGAGUCUGAGGAGAAAAAGGAAGAGGAGGCAAAGGCUGAUGAAGAAGCUGACCCACAAGAAGCUGGUGGCAGUCCAGAGAAGGAACAAAAGGCUGAUAAGAAACUCCUCAAGGGCCUGGGUAAAGAAGCCGCAUCCUUAUUGCAAAGCCUGAACAAGCUCGGCUCUCCAGAAGAGAAAGUGGAAAUGGUGUUGAAGAAAUACACUGAGCUGAUGGGGCAGGUGGAGGAACACAGGACUGAGAAGAAACAGCUGGAGCAGCUUCAGCAGAGACAGGGUCUUCUGGUCAAGCAGAGAGAUCAGCUUCAGUUCGAGCACAGUCGUGCCAUUCUGGCCCGCAGCAAGCUGGAGAUGCUCUGCAGAGAGCUUCAGAGACAUAACAGGACACUGAAGGAGGAGAGUCUGCAAAGGCUGCGGGUGGAUGAAAUGAAGCGGAAGGAGAUCACCGAUCAUUUCCAGAGCACGCUGGUGGACAUUCAGAAUCAGAUCGAGCAGCACAGUAACCGCAACAACAAGCUGUGCCAAGAGAACAGUGAGCUGGCCAGCAAACUCAAGACCAUCAUAGAGCAGUAUGAGCGGAGAGAACAGACUUUAGAGAAGAUCUUCAAACACAGAGAUCUACAGCAGAAGCUGUCUGAUGCCAAGCUGGAAGAAGCCAACAUGCUCCUCAGUCAAGCUGAAGAGAAGCACAAAAGGGAGAAGGAAUAUUUGCUUAAAGAGGCUAUUGAAAAAACAAAGAAAUGCUGCGCUAUGAAGGAGCAGGAGUUACAGAUGAAGAAACAGCUGGCGUUGUACUCCCAGAAGUUUGAUGAGUUCCAGAACACACUAGCAAAAAGCAACGAAAUUUACAUCACUUUCAAACAGGAGAUGGACAAGAUGACAAAGAAGAUGAAAAAGCUGGAAAAGGAGUCGGACAUAUGGAAGACACGGUUUGAAAGCUGCAAUAAAGCUCUUGUUGAAAUGAUUGAUGAGAGAUCAGAAAAGGCCAAAGAGUUUGAACUCUUCACUUUGAAAAUCGACCGUCUGGAGACUCUGUGCCGAGCACUGCAGGAUGAAAGAAAAAGUUUAUAUAGCAAGAUUAAAGAAAUACGGUCCUCAGAAAAGGUUCUAGCAGCUGCAGUGGAUUUGCCACAAGUAGAUGAGCUUCCAGAGCUUGUCCAACUUCCCAAGUUAGCUCCCAACCCCAUGUUGACCACAGAGAUGAAGAGGCUGCGAGAAGAGCAGAUUCGUCUGCAGGAGUUUGCAGCUUCCUUGGUAAGUUCCAUAACAGAUGAUGCUGGAGAAUCUGAUAGUGGGGAAGAGGAGACGGCACAAAAGAUUCCAGCAAUUCCUGAGGCUACCAAACAUGAGUCUACUGAACAAGAAUCAAUACAAGAUGAAUCCUGUACCACAGAAGAAAACAAAGCAGAGGUUGUUAGUGUAAACGAAGAGAAGUCAUUAGUACCCUCAAAUCCUGAACCCACCAAACCUGAGACAGAAUCCAAACUUUCUCAAGAGCCUCUACAACCAGAGAUCACUGAACAACAGACAGGAAUACAAGAUUCAGUCAAAGAGGAACCCAGCCAGGAAGAGGCGUCAAAAUCAGAAAAGACGGUUGAACAGAAAUCCCCUCAGCCAAAGCCUUUCAUGAAAGAAGAGUGUAAACUUGAAAGUGUUAUAUCUGAGCUACCUGAACCAGAGCUGCCCAAACAAGAGCCCCUCAAACAGGAACAGCCAAAACCUGUCACGAAAGAUGAGUGCAAAGAUGAAGCUGUUAAACCUGAUCUACUUGAACCAGAGUCACCCAAACAAGAGCCCCUCAAACAGGAGCAGCAAAAACCUUUCACGAAAGAAGAGUGCAAAGAUGAAGCUGUUAAACCUGAGCUACCUGAACCAGAACCAGAGCCAGAGCUGCCCAAACCAGAGCCCCUCAAACAGGAGCACCCAAAACCUGUCACGAAAGAUGAGUACAAACUUGAAGAUGUUAAACCUGAGCUACCUGAACCAGAGUCCCCCAAACAAGAGCCCUUAAAACAGGAGCAGCAAAAACCUGCCAUGAAAGAAGAGUGCAAAGAUGAAGCUGUUAAACCUGAGUUACCUGAACCAGAGUCGCCUAAACAAGAGCCCCUCAAACAGGAGCAGCCAAAACCUGUAACGAAAGAAGAGUCCAAAGAUGAAGCUGUUAAACCUGAGCUACCUGAACCAGAGUCGCCCAAACAAGAGCCCUUAAAACAGGGGCAGCAAAAACCUGCCAUGAAAGAAGAGUGCAAAGAUGAAGCUGUUAAACCUGAGCUACCUGAACCAGAGUCGCCCAAACAAGAGCCCUUCAAAGAGGAGAAGCCAAAGCCUUUCACGAAAGAAGAGUCCAAAGAUGAAGCUGUUAAACCUGAGCUACCUGAACCAGAACCAGAGCCACCCAAACAAGAGCCCCUCAAGCAGGAGCAGCCAAAACCUGUCAUGAAAGAAGAGUGCAAACUAGAAGAUGUUAAACCUGAGCUACCUGAACCAGAGCUGCCUAAACAAGAGCCCUUCAAAGAGGAGCAUGUUGAGAACGCCGCAGCUACAUCUGAUGAACCCAAAGCACAGGCAACAAAACCUAAAGCCUCAAAAUCCCAAGAGGCAAAAGCGAAGGCCGGCAAAGCCCAGCCUAAAAAACAAAGUUCAACCAAGAAGAAAGGCUCUGCAAAGGGUCCGAAUAAAAGCUAAGCAGAAAUGUAUUACCAAAGUAGUUUUUAUUAAUCAUCUCUAGAUUAGUUUGUUUGUGUAGAUAGACAAGUCUGGCUGUAGACAGGUUUAAUUCACACUGCACUGACAGUUACCAAUAAAGACAACAGACACGUUUGAAAGGUUUUGUCUGAUCAGUGUGUUACGCCUGUCAGCAUCUGUUGGUGUUGGUCUGUGCUUGUUUUUGGCAACAGAAUGUUGAAUCUGCAUUUAUCGAGUCUUGGAAAGUGUCAGAAGGGACGUAGGCCUACUGUACCGGUCUGCAUUGGUCUGUGUCUGUCUGUGCAGUUUGAAUUGGCCUUAUAAGUUAAUACAGACGAUGACAGACUGGUCAUAGGACACGUUCCUUUAUGAAAGUUUACUAUAAAGAUGAAUAUUUAGAGAUGGGUGUGAUACUUUUUUCCGCUUGUAAUACUUUCUUAGAACCUUCAAAUAAACGUCUGUUCUUGACAAUCUUA